GUCUAUUAGAGGGCACGAUGGAGCGCGCCACCCUUGUCCUUCCCAGGAUGCUUCUGGUCUUCUUAGCGGUGACCCUGAGCUUUGCGGCGGCCUCUCCAACCCAAAGAUCUGUGAAUUCUGAUGCCGCAACCACCGCGGAGCCUCCGGCCCCGGAUCCCCUUUCAGACCUCCCUGGGGAGAAGGACAACCUGAACGACAUCUUCAGAGAGGUGGAGGAUCUCAUUAGGGAUUCCAACUCUAAGCUGGCCAACGCUGUGAAAGAGAUGGAGGCUGAAGAGACCUCGGCAGACAGAGUGGCCUUAAAGGACCUCCCACCUAAUUACCAUAACGAGACCAUCAAAGAGACAAAGUUGGGGAACGACACCAUUGUCACCGAAGAGGAAGUUCUCAAGGAAACGGACAAUAAAACGGGAGCGACCUUUGUGUCCAGGACCAUCGUAUCGUCACUGCAAAGUGGGGGCAAGAGAGAGCAUGAAUGCAUUGUGGACGAGGACUGCGGUCCGGGCAGCUACUGUCACCUAUCAGACUUCAUCUAUAGAUGUCUACAGUGCAAGCAGCAGGAGAUGUGCAGCAGAGACGGCGAAUGCUGCGACGGGCAGCUCUGCAUCUGGGGUCAGUGCAAGAAAUCGGAGAAGGGGGAGAGCGGCGCCAUUUGUGAGAAGCAGAGCGACUGCGUCCCCGGCCUGUGCUGCGCCGUCCAUUCCAAUCUUCUCUUUCCAGUCUGCACUCCUUUGCUGGUCAGGGGUGAGGAGUGCCAGAACUCAAACUCACUCCUAGAUAUAUUUUCCUGGGAUAUGGAGUCAGACGCCCCUCUAAACCGCUGUCCCUGUGACAGAGGACUGAUCUGCCAGGCUCAGAGUGACGGUCUAGCGCUCGUCUGCGAGGAACUUCCCCUGCAGAGCAAGAGGGAGGAUAUGAUGCAGCUGCCAUUUUUCACCCCCAUACCGCAGGAAGAUAUCAUCUACGAAGACGGUAUUGAUUCGCCCGCAGGGAUCGGCGCCGAUUUCGCCACUUCCGAAGAUGAGAGAGAUGUGGAAUUCGAUUCGGAGCAACCAUUUGUGGACUACAUCUAG
Nanorana parkeri is the source of this 1073-nucleotide messenger RNA. It is a transcript of the gene DKK3, whose product is annotated as dickkopf WNT signaling pathway inhibitor 3. Gene Ontology annotation, biological process: negative regulation of canonical Wnt signaling pathway; multicellular organism development. The record is from RefSeq and is a predicted model, not a curated record. Lineage: Eukaryota; Metazoa; Chordata; Amphibia; Anura; Dicroglossidae. The transcript is spliced from 7 exons. The coding region runs from base 18 to 1073 and encodes 351 amino acids. Gene Ontology annotation, cellular component: extracellular region. Gene Ontology annotation, molecular function: co-receptor binding; receptor antagonist activity.